UCACCCCCACCAAGGAACUACUAGCGUUGACCGCACCCCCAAACGUUCCCCACUACCCUCUAAAUAAAUCAAUUUCUAUCUAUCAACAUGGUUCAAAUCUCCACCUCCAUCCUCGUCGCCGCCCUUGCCAUCGCGCCCGUCCUCGCCGUCCCCAUUGCCCAGGAGGCCAACGAGUUCGUUGCCCGGGAUGUUGAUCUCGUAGCUGAGCCACUUGUCGCUCGAGAGCCCAUCUUUGGUUUCAUCAAGAGGAUUUUCACCGGGAAGCGAGACUUCUCUGAGUCUGAAGAGCUCGCUCUCCGGGAGUUGGCCGAAGACCUUGACGCCCGUGAACCCAUCUUCGGUUUCAUCAAACGAAUCUUCACCGGCAAGCGGGACUUGUCCGAGUCUGAGGAGCUUGCCCUCCGUGAGCUUGUCGAAGACAUCGACGCCCGUGAGCCCAUCUUCGGUUUCAUCAAACGAAUUUUCACUGGCAAGCGUGAUCUUUCGGAGACCGAGGAGCUCGCGCUCCGCGAGUACGUCGACUCGCUUGACGCCCGUGAACCUAUUUUCGGGUUCAUCAAACGUAUCUUCACCGGCAAGCGCGACCUUUCCGACCUCGACGACCUCUCCCUCCGCGACUUUGAGGACCUUGAAGCUCGCGAGCCCAUCUUCGGAUUCAUCAAGCGAAUAUUCACUGGCAAGCGUGAUCUUUCCGAAUCCGAGGAACUCGCCCUCCGCGAGUAUGUUGACUCCCUCGACGCCCGUGAGCCCAUCUUUGGCUUCAUCAAGAGAAUCUUCACCGGCAAGCGAGACUUCUCCGACGUCGACGACCUUUCCCUUCGUGACUUCGAAGAGCUCGACGCCCGAGAGCCCAUCUUCGGUUUCAUCAAGAGAAUCUUCACUGGCAAGCGUGAUCUCUCUGAGACUGAGGAGCUCGCUCUUCGUGAGCUCGUCGACGACCUCGAUGCCCGUGAACCCAUCUUCGGCUUCAUCAAGAGGAUCUUCACCGGCAAGCGAGACCUCUCUGAAUCCGAAGAGCUCGUCCUUCGCGAGUUCAUGGACUCUCUCGACGCUCGCGAUCCUUCCUUUGCUGGCAUUGCCAAGAUCGGUGGCAAGGCCUUGAACUGGCUCGGUACCGCUGGAACUCUCGCUUCAAUCCCUGCUAUGUUCAGGAGCAGCAAGAAGGACAAGCGCGACUUCGAGGACGACCUCGUCUUCCGUGACUGGGUCCUCGAGGAGUUGGAUGCCCGUGACUUUGACGAUGACCUCGCCUACCGCAUGUUCGACGAUGAGUUCGACGCUCGUGAACUCAACGAGCUCGACUAGAUGCACGGGAUAUAUGCAGUUGGUAGAUUACUUUAGUAGUGGAAUAAUGGCUUUCUCGAAAUUCUACUUCUUCUGGUGUUUGUGU
Coprinopsis cinerea okayama7#130 is the source of this 1390-nucleotide messenger RNA. RefSeq lists its product as hypothetical. The coding region runs from base 88 to 1305 and encodes 405 amino acids. The transcript has 2 exons. NCBI's taxonomy places the organism in Eukaryota, Fungi, Basidiomycota, Agaricomycetes, Agaricales, Psathyrellaceae. The record is from RefSeq and is a predicted model, not a curated record.